AUGGCCGACGAGACUUACUCGGAUUUUCUCUCUCUGCUUAACGAGUCGCAGCUCAUAGCGCACAUAAAUACGCUCAGCCAAGUGUCUCAGAAAGAUGCCGUGAUCUCUCAAAACGAGCUUUUUCCGAAAACAUCGGACCCGUUCGAUGAUGGCUUGGAUUCCCAGCUUUUGAAAAUAAGCAAGGGUGUUGCGGGCAACUUUCCGGCCUCGGCGCUAAACUCGGAUUCCUCGCUUGCCUCGGAAAAUGCGGUUCCAGCAAACCAGUUGGCGCUCCUAAGACGAGAAGAUACCUUCGAACUCAAGGAAGGUGAGCAGAACCACAUCGGGCCCCAGCACCAAUUUGGCGAUUACGACACGUACUUUCAAAACAAGUACCGCAAGCAACAAGUGUCGGACCGAGACUUCAUCCGAUGGGAAAAACAGCGACGUGUGGCUAACGGCCAGUCGCCUGACAUCCCCCCUGUUUUUGCUGGCUGCAAAAUAUUCGUCAACGGGAACACCACGCCAACUUUGGCCACGAUCCACAAGUUGGUCAUUUUGCAUGGCGGCAUAUUCAUCAGCCAUCUUUUAAACAAGGGUGCUGCCACACACAUCAUAUGCGACCGCUUGACGCCCAGAAAACGGGUCCAGUAUCGAAAUUACAGGGUGGUCAGGGCUCAGUGGAUUCUGGAUUGUGUGGAGCAAGAAACAUUGCUCGACUGGAAGCCGUACCGCUUGAUUGAUGAUGUCGAACCGCUCCAAAAACGUUUGGCGUUUCUGAAAGUUGAGAGCAAUGCAACGGAUAAUAUGGAAGAUGAGCACGAUGAUGUAAUUGGGUACUCUGAAAGUACUGAUGCAUGUGGGCUGGGGAAUGAGAUCUUGGAUCCCAAGACUCUGUAUCACAAUAGUGGCAAUCCUUGGGAAUCUCUCCAAAUGCUUAGGGAGCCAAAGACCUGCGAUCCUGUAAGUCUCGAUCCACAAGUGCCCGAGUUACUCGAAAACAUUGCUUCGAAAACCCCCGUUGAACCUCCUUGCGCGUCUGAGUCAGGAGCAACUCAUGCCGUACCUGUGUCAAUCCCAACUGUGCUUGAAGACACGUGCUCUCCCAAGCCGUCAGACUUCUCCCAGAUAAAAGUGGCUAAGCAUCGACAAGCAUUUGCGCAGAUGGACGCGAGACACCCAGAUUUCCUCAAGCAUUUCUUCGCCAAUUCAAGAUUACAUCACCUCAGCACUUGGAAAGCUGACCUCAAAUCCAAGUUCCUCAGGUUGGUUUCACGCGGAUAUGAACGUCCCAAAAAAGACCCUCGGACACAGCCCGUUAUACUCCACAUCGACUUUGACUGCUUUUUUGCCACUGCUUCUACGCUAAACCACCCAAAUCUCAGCAUCAAGAGCGACCCUAUUGCGGUUUCGCAUGGCGGUAGAUCUUCAGACAUUGCCAGCUGCAAUUAUGUGGCCCGAGAGUUCGGCAUCUCCAAUGGCAUGUGGCUUGGCAGAGCGCUCGAAAUUUGUCCAAGCUUGAAGGUUGUAGAUUACGAUUUCGAGUCUUACGAGAGAUUUUCUCAUGCUUUCUACUCAUACCUUAUUUCAAAAAAGGUUUUCGACUCCAUCUUUCCUGUGCUGAUCGACGAAGUGUUAGUGGACGCAUCCUCAUACUGCCAUCAAGGCGAUAUUGUAAAAAGAGUCAAUGAAUUGUGUGUGGAAAUCAGACAGGAUAUAUUCUCCUUGACUAAAUGCCCCGUCAGUGUGGGCGCCUCGCUGAAUGUUCUCCUAGCCAAAUUGGCCCUCCGAACUGCAAAGCCUGACGGCCAUUUCUAUCUCCAUGAAAACAUACAAGAUUUUCUUGAUAAGACAGAUGUGCGCCAAUUGCCAGGAGUGGGAAGUAGUUUGGCAAGGCGUCUUUCAGAGGAACUUGGGCAUUCGGAUCUGGGAUCCAUCUUGAUAGAGGAGGUCAGAAGAUUGAGUCUUCAGCGACUAAUCAAGAUUUUUGGAGAAAAAACUGGGCUCAAGAUUUUUGAUAAUUGCCAUGGGCGAGACCAGACAAGCAUCCACCUCGACUUGGGCUCAAGUGAAGCACUUCUAGGCCGGAAAACUGUCUCUGUGGAUGUCAAUUACGGCAUUCGUUUUGACCUAUUUUCAGAGGCAGAAAUGUUCCUCAUCAGCUUGGCCAAAGAGCUUCAUUCAAGGCUCAUUGACCUCGGGGUGUGUGGAUCUUCAAUCACCCUUCGAUUGGCCAGAAGAGCGCCCGACGCACCUGUAGUAACACCAAAAUUUUUGGGCCUCGGCAAGUGUGUUUUUGUCAGCAGAUCGUCGUCUCUAGGUGUGGCAACAAAUGACUGGGGUAUCCUUGGCUCUGAAAUGAAAGCUCUUCUUCGGACAUUCAAUAUUCCCCCACAGGAUUUGCGAGGCAUAGCAGUAAGUCUCUCGAAACUAGAGGAUAUUGAAAGCGUGAAGAAACGCAGGCAACAGAAACUAGCGUUUACGCGAAAAACAGUGGCCAGCCGGCCAAUCCCUCCUGUCGUGAUGUCACAAGAUAUUCCAUUCGCUGAACGAGUUACUGGUGCUGAAUCUAUCGACUGGGAAGUCUUCAAUCACCUUCCCGAGGAAAUUAGGCGAGAGUUGAAGAAAGAGCUACUUAGGAGGGGUAUCCCAGUAUCUGGAAAAGAGCGGAGUCCUUCGAAAACAACAUCUGGAGCAGGCACAAAAGUUUAUCUCCAGCAGAUGUUCCCUACUCAGCCCCAUGGGGAUUUUAAAGUGAAGAGAGUUGUUGAAUCGCCCACGAAGAAGAAAAAAACUGAGUCGCCGAAAAAGCCGAAAGGACAUAUUCAGAAUGACUCACCUGUGCGUGCUCCAUAUGACGAGACUGUGUCUUAUGAUGAAGAGGUCUUGAAUGAAAUACCGUCAUCGAUUCGAAACGAGUUCAUGGAUGAAUUGGAAUGGCAGAAAAAGAACAAGAGGUUGAAGUUCAUAUCCAUGAAGACGAAAAUGGAGCGUAAACAGGCACUCGAAAAAAAGAUCCGUGAACAGAUUCUUGAUGUGGAAUGGCUCAAUGCGCAAAAGCGAGCAGUGAUGUUCCCAAGCUUUAAUACGAGCAUUAGCAACUUUCACGACUUGGUGAGACAAUUGAGAACCUGGGUGGGUCUGACAACUGCAGAAGAAGGCCCGCACCCUGAGGACGUAUACAUGUUUGAAAAUUAUCUCGAGGAUGUAUUCGGCCAGGGUGGGGUUUCCCGAAUCUCUAAUUUACUAAAGGAAAUGAUGAAGGAGUUAGAAGUACAAGAGAAUUUGGUGAGGCUAUGUGAUCAGGCUGAGGACCAGCAUGAAAUGAUGAAGACUGGAAUUCAAGACUGGCGAAAGCACAUGACAAGGAUCAGCAAGAAGUUUGAGCGAGCAUGUGCGAAUAUUGGAAUUUCAAUCUAA
Messenger RNA from Metschnikowia bicuspidata var. bicuspidata NRRL YB-4993, 3399 nucleotides. RefSeq names its product deoxycytidyl transferase. Gene Ontology annotation, molecular function: deoxycytidyl transferase activity; damaged DNA binding; DNA-directed DNA polymerase activity. The record is from RefSeq and is a predicted model, not a curated record. The transcript is spliced from 4 exons. The coding region runs from base 1 to 3399 and encodes 1132 amino acids. Gene Ontology annotation, biological process: error-free translesion synthesis; error-prone translesion synthesis. NCBI's taxonomy places the organism in Eukaryota, Fungi, Ascomycota, Pichiomycetes, Serinales, Metschnikowiaceae. Gene Ontology annotation, cellular component: nucleus.